Messenger RNA from Lachancea mirantina, 1128 nucleotides. The record is from the annotation of a GenBank genome assembly. Lineage: Eukaryota; Fungi; Ascomycota; Saccharomycetes; Saccharomycetales; Saccharomycetaceae.
AUGUCUCAAUCAAUUGUUGCCAAUUUCAAACUCGUAAAGGGUCCAAUUUACUCUCACUGCUUCUCGCAAGAUAAGAGGCUUCUUGCCAUAACGUUUGGUACCGAUUGUUUGGUAUACGCACUAAAAGCCCAAGGUGCACCUGUGCUUGUUGCAACUUUGCCCGAUCACGACAAAAUUGUCACUGCGGUUGAUAUUUCGGUGCAUGGUCGUAUUGUGACAUGUUCACAGGACAGGAAUGCUAUCGUUUGGGAACCAAUCAGCGAUGGAUCUUACAAACCUACACUUGUUUUACUGCGUAUUAACAGAGCUGCGACGACAGUUAAAUGGGCUGCAAACGGUUAUAAGUUUGCAGUGGGAUCGUCAGCUAGAAUCAUCGCCGUGUGUUACUACGAGCAGGAAAACGAUUGGUGGGUUUCUAAGCAUAUAAAGAAGCCAAUCAAGUCUACGAUUAGUACCGUAGCAUGGCAUGAAAACGGAAUUUUGCUCGCCUGCGGCGGUACUGACGGAUACGUUCGUGUGUUCUCGGGCUUCGUGAAAGGUUUGGACUCCAAAGCGCAGGCUGCAGGGUCUCCUUGGGGCGACAAGUUCCCGUUUGGUGCAUUAGUGCAUGAAUGGUACCAUGGCGCAUGGAUUCAAGAUGUAGAAUGGCGCAGUUCGCUCGAGAAACUCGCGUACGUGGCGCACGAUGGUUCCUUGAACGUGACGGACUCUACGGGCGCCCGUUUCUCGACUUUCUCACCCGAGGGAUUGCCAUUCUUGGCCCUCACGUGGAUCAAUGACCAUGAGAUCCUCUGUGGGGGUUACUCAUGUCACCCUGUGCUCUUCACAGAGGGGUCCAAAGGCUGGCAAUUUUCGGCAAACUUGGAUAAGGCGGGACCACAGCCGAAAAGCCCCUCGACUGCCGGUUCGGCAGGAAACGAGGACUCCUCAGAGGAUCUUCCCUUUGGUCUUUCUGCGCUGCAGAAAUUCAAACAGUUGGAUCUUAAGGGUAAAGUCACGACCAGCGUGCAAGACACCACCCACGAAAAUGCCAUUGCAGGGUUAGCUCCUUUCAAAUCCACCAACGGAAGCGUCACAGAAGUAUCAUCGUGUGGCCUAGACGGUAAGAUAAUUAUCUACAGAGUGUAA